GAGCCCAGUGCUCAGAGAGAAAGGCUAAAGUCCUAAGGAGGAUGUGGCUGCAGAACCUGCUUCUCCUGAGCACUGUGGUCUGCAGCACCUCCGCACCCACCCACCCACCCAGCCCUGCCACCCGGCCCUGGCAGCAUGUGGAUGCCAUCAAGGAGGCCCUGAGCAUUCUGAACCAGAGUAAAGACACUGACGCUGUGAUGAGUGAAACAACAGAAGUCAUCGCUGAAAUGUUUGACUCCCAGGAGUCGACAUGCCUGCAGACUCGCCUGAAGCUGUACAAGCAGGGCCUGCGGGGCAGCCUCACUAGUCUCGAGGGCCCCUUGACCAUGAUGGCCAGCCACUACAAGCAGCACUGCCCCCCCACUCAGGAAACUUCCUGUGAAACCCAGAUUAUCACCUUUAAAAGUUUCAAAGAGAACCUGAAGGGUUUUCUUUUUACCAUCCCCUUUGACUGCUGGGAGGCAGUCCAGAAGUGAAGCAGGCCAGACCAGCCAGAAGCCAGCCUGGGAGCUUACCUCACAGAUCACUGCCUUCCCAUCCACAAAGAG
This is a messenger RNA of Kogia breviceps (pygmy sperm whale), 548 nucleotides long. It is a transcript of the gene CSF2, whose product is annotated as colony stimulating factor 2. NCBI's taxonomy places the organism in Eukaryota, Metazoa, Chordata, Mammalia, Artiodactyla, Physeteridae. Gene Ontology annotation, cellular component: extracellular region. Gene Ontology annotation, molecular function: growth factor activity; cytokine activity; granulocyte macrophage colony-stimulating factor receptor binding. Gene Ontology annotation, biological process: myeloid cell differentiation; immune response. The record is from RefSeq and is a predicted model, not a curated record.